CUUGGCACCCAAGUCCAGCGGGGCGGAAAGGUUCCCCCAGCGAAUCCAGCCACACCCUCCCCCUCCGGCCCGGCCGAGCGCUGCCUCGCAGAAGGAGAUUUGCAAGGAAAAGCAAUGCCGAGAGUUUGUGGAGUCUGCUGCGGGAAGAUCUAAAAUGAAAACCAAACCGCGCCGCCUUCUCCCCCUUUUCGCGCCCAGCGAUCCCACAUGUGUGGGGGGGUGGGGGGGACCCUGCCUGUAGGAUGGUGGUGGCAACGUUGGUUAGUUCCCGAGAACGCCGCUGCUGGCUGUCCCGGGCGGCCAGAGCCAUUGCCCUUUUAAGGGGUAGCUUGAAACCGCGCCUGGGCUCCAUGUUUGUAUCAGAACCCGUGAAGAGGGAACUCCAUGUUGUAACAAAGUUUCCUUCGCCACUGUCUUUUUUCUCCCCCUCCCCCUUUUUGUUUUGUUUUGUUUUUCCCUUUCCCCAUCUCCCCCCGCCCCUCCCCCACCCUCUCAUUUCCCCUCUUCCGUUUUCUUUCCUUUUAUUUAUUAUUUUCUUUCUUUCUUUUUUUUUCCGUUUCCUUCCAUUCCGUUGUUGUUGUUGUUUUUAAACAACAAGAAAAAUCUGUGAAGUCCCGGAAAAUUCCCUGAAGCGGCGGAGAGACAAUUGGAGGAGGGAGGAGAGCGCUCUGCACUUCUGGUCUAAUGGACAGCGGGCCCAUUAUCACCCAGGUUAGCAAGGAAGAGGUGACUAGUCCUCUGCAGGAGAAAGGUGUUCAGAACCAAUCAUCUUCCAAGAAACCCAGGAAUCGCAGCAUCUUCCAAUCCCUCUUUUGCUGCCUGUGCCAUGACAACUCAGAGCCUAUCCCCGUCAACAACAAUGCCCCAGUGCUGGUGGAAGAAAACGGUUCAGUGACCAAGGCUACAGUCAAAUACCUGUUGCCAGAAAUCAAACCCCGGGAUGCCAGUAAAAUCUGUGUGGUCAUUGACUUGGAUGAGACAUUAGUACAUAGUUCCUUUAAGCCAGUGAACAAUGCAGAUUUCAUCAUCCCAGUGGAGAUUGACGGGGUCAUGCACCAGGUGUAUGUGCUGAAGCGACCCCAUGUGGAUGAGUUUCUGCGGCGGAUGGGUGAGCUCUUUGAGUGUGUACUCUUCACUGCUAGCCUGGCAAAGUAUGCAGAUCCUGUGGCUGAUCUGCUGGACAAGUGGGGAGCCUUUCGUGCUCGCCUCUUCCGUGAGUCCUGUGUCUUCCACCGGGGGAAUUACGUCAAGGACCUCAGCCGCUUGGGACGCGACCUGACACGGAUCAUCAUUGUAGACAACUCACCUGCGUCUUACGUCUUCCACCCUGAUAAUGCUGUGCCUGUGGCUUCGUGGUUUGACAACAUGGCUGACACGGAACUUCUUGACCUGCUGCCUUUCUUUGAGAGACUCAGCAAAGUGGAUGAUGUAUAUACAGUGCUAAAGCAGCAUCGGACUACUAGCUAGUGACCAUGGUGGGGUGGGGGGGAGGCAGGGCUUUGGGCAGGGGAAGAAAAAGCGGUAGGUAUGCCCAUUUUGGCUACUUCCUUCUGCUGAGCAGGAUGACCUGUUCCCUCAGCCUCAACAAGCAAUGCAGUGCCCAGGAAACCCUGCAGGAGGCAGCAGAGAGCAAUUAUUCCCAUGAGGCACCAGGAGAAACUCCAGCAUCUGAAUGUGAUCUUGAACCCCAGAAAGGAAACCUCCUUGCUGCUAUGGCUAACAGUUUGUCCCCCUUGAACUAUGGGCUGCAGAAACCAGGACCUCAGCCCAUUUCUCUCCACACACAAACAUCAAAUGUGACCAAAGCUAUGGUCCUUUCCCUCUAAUCAGAACAGUUCUCCAUUCGUUUGUCACCAACUUGGGGGAAGAUACACAAACCUCAUUCCCAGGUAUUCACUGCACUUCAUUGUUAUAUCUUUGCAUAUACCUUCAUUGUCCCAAUUUCAGGAAAAGGGCAUUUUGAUGCCCAUACUAUAUUUCUGAGCAUGAUCACUGAUCAGCUAGGAAGAGCCCAGAGUGAAAGUAUUCAAGAAAAGAUGGAGAAGAAAAGCUAAAAAGAACAAGCUUCAUCAAAAGACUUAGAUUUUUGGCUUGAAAUCUAAGAGCUGGAUCUUUCACAAACUACAGAGGGGCUGUGGACUGUGUAUAACCAUUACACGUAAGCUAUCUCUUGGGACUAAUAGUGAGGUCAGUUUUGUCUCUUGCUCCUCAUAGAAAUAUCCCACCUUGUGGGAAAAUUCUUACAUUUCUAAACAUAGUGAGGGAAGAAGAGACGGACUGGAAGAACCCCCGUUUUACUGAUUUUUUCUCUAAAUCGGACAACAGAAGGGCAGGAGAUGUUUCAUAAGGAGGGAAGAAAUGCAGGUUUGCUUUUUCCUGCUGAGACACAGGAUGAACCAGCUAUAUCACCUUUACUAGUAAUGGAAUAGGAGGAGGAGGAGUUGAAGCAGCACCAGCCCACAAGUCCCUCUUUUUGAUCUCUGGAAGUAGGUCUCUGAAGCCAGUUCUGUGACUGGUUGUAUCAGGGUAAGAUGGUUCAUGAUAUAGACGUUUGCUUAGGAGGGAAGACCAAGAUGACAUUGGAAUGCAGAGAAGGGACUCCCUGAGAUGUUUCAUGGCUAAGUGAAAUAUGGUUGACAAGAAAGAAAAUACUAUGGGAUGAACAGAAUGAUAGAAGGGUAUCAUCUCUAAAAUAACCAAGUUCUAGAAUUAAGAGAUUCUUAUAUUAAAGAACAGAAGCUGGGAAGCCAUGGUCCCAUAUGUUGCUCAACAACAUUCCUGGUUUCCCCAGCUAGUAUGAGGGAGGCAUAAGCUGUACGUCAGCAGUAUCUGGAAAGCCACAGGUUCCUCCCCCUCCACCCCUCAGCUUAGAGAAGUGGUUAGUGAUACUGUCCUAGAGUAUCUACGUGGAAUGCUUUGGAAUCGUCCUCUAUGCACCUUUUCCAUAUUCUGUGUCAGCCCUGACUUCUCCUCCAGUCUCUGAGCCCCUUUUUCACACUAUCCUCUCAGUGACAGGAACUCAACAUCAUGUGGAAUUAGGGAGGGAGAGAAGAUGUGGGAAGUGUAUUCCUUGAUCACUGUGUUUUUUGUCUUAUGCUAUAGUCAGUGCCUUCAAAUCCCACUGUCUCCCUAGAAUUCUGUAACCUUUCUGGAUUUGUGGAGUGUGUGGGAAAAUUGUGCCUUUUAGAAUCAACAGACCUGCUGGUAUAGAAGGAGGAGGAGAAAGCAGAGUUUGUGUGCCACAAGGGGGUGUCUCCAUUUCUGCUGCUUUGUCCGCAGUGCUGUGCGUUCCCAAAGGUGGUGUUUCAGCAAAACUAAGCUGGCCCAUCCCUGUGGUUCACUAUGUUUCUUCCUACUUUUUCCAGGACCUUUGAAGCCUGUUUAAUAGGAGAGAAUUUUGAUACCAAACAAGCAUUGUCUUGGUGUUCUGCCUAGUCACCACUUCUAGUUAUGGAUUUGCCUUGGUUUCUCUCCAGUGCCAAAAAAUUUGCCUUAAUUUUUUUUUUUUUGAUAUAAGAAUUCCUUGUGCCUUUGCCUAUUGCUCUUGGAUUUAAAAAAAAAAAAAGAUACCAUAGACCUCAAGCACUCUAGCUCAGGCUUAGAGUAGGGCAGGUCUUGGUUCUUCUUGGUAGCUCAUUUUUUAACUUCACUGCCAAGGAACUACUGAGCUGCCUUCUUCACCAUGAAACAACAUUACAAUUAGAAUCGUACCAGUUUACUGUUACAAUGGACCAGAAAUGGUUGAAGUAUCUGAUCACUGCUGGCCUCUACCUGACCAGGCAGUUCUGGUUAACAUACUGCUCCCUCUUAGAGAGACAGGAUGUUCAGAAAUCUUUUGAAUAGGGCAUUGCAACCACAGCUGUCAGAUCAGGCGUGUUUGAAGUUGAUUAUUAAAUCCAGCAGGUCAUCUUUCAACAGUGCAAACUACAGAUUCCUUGAACAGUGGACACAAAUGUUCCUUUUUAUUUUCUAUUUAAUUUUUUCCAAAGGAACCAUUAAAAAACCAGCCUUGUCCUAACAAUCUGAAGUUAAAGGCAGAGUGGAAGAAAGGAAAAAUAAUUGAGGGACAAAGAAGAGAAGCUUUGUUUUUCCUUAAGUCUACUGUCUUCUUUUUUCCCUUCUUCUUUUUGCAGAUAUGGCAUCUAUUGCUGGUACUGUAUGGAAAGACCCAUAUGUCUAUUGUCUCUCCUUAGGGGUGUUUGAGAAAUUGAACCUGGCAAUUUUCUCAGUGACUUGCCAGAUUUGCACUUCCUGGAUGAACAUGUGCAUUGAAGCACUGAAAAUAUACAUUGAAUAGCUUUCUCCAGAUUUUAUAGUUCUUCAAAUGUUGUAUCAAAAUUCAGUGAAACUGUUAUCAAGACACAUUUUAAAAUGUACAGUAUUUCUAAAAGGGUUUUUAGAAUUUAAGUAAGGGAAAAGUAAAAUGUAGUACAAAAU
Candoia aspera is the source of this 4437-nucleotide messenger RNA. RefSeq names its product CTD small phosphatase 1 (gene CTDSP1). Bases 685 to 1467 code for a protein of 260 amino acids. Gene Ontology annotation, molecular function: RNA polymerase II CTD heptapeptide repeat phosphatase activity. The transcript has 7 exons. The record is from RefSeq and is a predicted model, not a curated record. NCBI's taxonomy places the organism in Eukaryota, Metazoa, Chordata, Lepidosauria, Squamata, Candoiidae.